This is a messenger RNA of Lemur catta (Ring-tailed lemur), 2844 nucleotides long. RefSeq names its product cholinergic receptor muscarinic 4 (gene CHRM4). The record is from RefSeq and is a predicted model, not a curated record. NCBI's taxonomy places the organism in Eukaryota, Metazoa, Chordata, Mammalia, Primates, Lemuridae. Gene Ontology annotation, molecular function: G protein-coupled serotonin receptor activity; G protein-coupled acetylcholine receptor activity. Gene Ontology annotation, cellular component: dendrite; synapse; plasma membrane. Bases 43 to 1479 code for a protein of 478 amino acids. Gene Ontology annotation, biological process: adenylate cyclase-inhibiting G protein-coupled acetylcholine receptor signaling pathway; chemical synaptic transmission; regulation of locomotion. The transcript has a single exon.
UCCUUCCCCCACCAGACGCUGCCGUCCACCACGCUGACCAGCAUGGCCAACUUCACGCCAGUCAACGGCAGCUCGGGCAACCAGUCCGUGCGCCUGGUCACGUCAAGCCACAACCGCUACGAGACAGUGGAGAUGGUCUUCAUCGCCACCGUGACAGGCUCGCUGAGCCUGGUCACUGUCGUCGGCAACAUCCUGGUGAUGCUGUCCAUCAAGGUCAACAGGCAGCUUCAGACAGUCAACAACUACUUCCUGUUCAGCCUGGCCUGCGCCGAUCUCAUCAUAGGCGCUUUCUCCAUGAACCUCUACACCGUGUACAUCAUCAAGGGCUACUGGCCCCUGGGCGCCGUGGUCUGUGACCUGUGGCUGGCCCUGGACUACGUGGUGAGCAAUGCCUCAGUCAUGAACCUUCUCAUUAUCAGCUUUGACCGCUACUUCUGCGUCACCAAGCCCCUCACCUACCCUGCCCGGCGCACCACCAAGAUGGCAGGCCUCAUGAUUGCCGCUGCCUGGGUCCUGUCCUUCGUUCUCUGGGCGCCUGCCAUCUUGUUCUGGCAGUUUGUGGUGGGCAAGCGGACAGUGCCUGACAACCAGUGCUUCAUCCAGUUCCUGUCCAACCCGGCCGUGACCUUUGGCACAGCCAUCGCUGCCUUCUACCUGCCCGUGAUCAUCAUGACGGUGCUCUACAUUCACAUCUCCCUGGCCAGCCGCAGCCGGGUCCACAAGCACCGGCCCGAAGGCCCAAAGGAGAAGAAGGCCAAGACCCUGGCCUUCCUCAAGAGCCCCCUGAUGAAGCAGAGCGUCAAGAAACCCCCGCCAGGAGAAGCCGCCCGGGAAGAGCUGCGCAACGGGAAGCUGGAAGAGGCCCCUCCGCCGGCCCUGCCCCCACCGCCACGCCCAGUGGCCGACAAGGACACUUCCAAUGAGUCCAGCUCAGGCAGUGCCACACAGAACACCAAGGAGCGACCACCCACAGAGCUGUCGACCACAGAGGCCACCACACCGGCCAUGUCUGCCCCUCCCCUGCAGCCACGGGCCCUCAACCCGGCCUCAAAAUGGUCCAAGAUCCAGAUCGUGACGAAGCAGACGGGCAAUGAGUGUGUGACAGCCAUCGAGAUUGUGCCUGCCACGCCAGCUGGCAUGCGUCCUGCGGCCAACGUGGCCCGCAAGUUUGCCAGCAUUGCUCGCAACCAGGUGCGAAAGAAGCGGCAGAUGGCAGCCCGGGAGCGCAAGGUGACCCGGACCAUCUUUGCCAUUCUGCUAGCCUUCAUCCUCACCUGGACACCCUACAACGUCAUGGUCCUGGUGAACACCUUCUGCCAGAGCUGCAUCCCUGACACGGUGUGGUCCAUCGGCUACUGGCUCUGCUAUGUGAACAGCACCAUCAACCCUGCCUGCUACGCUCUCUGCAAUGCCACCUUUAAAAAGACCUUCCGGCACCUGCUGCUAUGCCAGUAUCGUAACAUUGGCACUGCCAGGUAGGCAGCAGGGGUGCCCUAGGAGGUGCUGGUGUCGAGUGUGUGCGCUGGGGGACCACAUGGCUCACAGGCUGUGGGGGAAGAGUUGGUGGCACCACUCUGUGUUCAUGUUUGCUGAAGAGGAGAACCGAGGUCUCCAAGGCCCCGUGGGGCUCAAGAGGCUCUGGCUGGAUUCAGAGACCAGAUCUGUGCUCAGGCUGAGGCAGCUCUGAACUGGGACCGCCUGGCCCAUCUCUGUCGCCCUGCUUCAGGGGGCUGGGGGCACUAGCCUGGCUGGGCAUCUGCCCCACUGUGACCAACCAUCAGCAUAGCUGAAAGAAUGGACAUCUGGAGGGGAGCCGAAGCCCAGGGCCUCCUUCAGAGGAGCAAAGGGACCGCCUUCCUGGGGUUCCAGGCUCGGGGCCAGCGCUUGGGGAAGGAGACUCAGGAGGGGCGUGGAAGGAUGAGGUCCCCCAUUCUGCUGUAAUCGGUGCUUUCUGCCCCUGCAUCCCCGCAUGUAGGCUCAGCCCCCUCUCCCCAUGUCCCACUCCGGGGCAGAAAUCUCUUGCUGCAGCCACUCAGCCAGGCUCUGGGUGAAUGGGUGUGUGGGUGGGCAUGCCAGAGGCCAAGCAGAGUAGGCUGUGCCCCCCCACCCCCUGCAGCACUGCCCCUGUCACCUCAGGAUGGGGCAGCUGGGAGGUCAGGGACUCACACUCAGGAACUGAGGUCUAGCCUUCUGUGGUUCCAGGCUGAGCCGAGCGGUCCACCUUGUCCUGGAGGACCCCUCCCCUAGGAGAGGGCUUGUCCCAGGUCACAGUCAGGGUGGGGCUGUGGUGGACAAUGUUCCCAUCCACCCUCCUCAAACCUCUCCCCCUCUGGCCUCUGCUGGGUGGAGGAGGCCCAGGUCACAAGGGUGGGGGGAAAGGGGUAAACCUGUUGACCAGUACAGGCUUCAGUGACAGUAGGGGCAGUGAGGCGGGCAAUCAGCCUCCGUGUCUACACUCCCCAGUGGGCAGAACCUUCCUGAUUAGCGGUGGGUUGGACCCAAAGACCUUCGACUGGGUGAGACCAAGAUGGGCACAUCAGCUCCAGUGAGUCAUCAGUUCCCUUCCCCAGCCCUGGUGAGGUCCUUGCGAGGGAUGAGGGCUAAAAGGCUUAGGGACUUGAUGGGGGGCACCCUUCCUGAGCCCUGGAAGAAAUUUUCACAAAUGUUUGGCUUUUUCCACGAGCUCUAGGAGUACUCACCACCAAGCCCUGGACCCCCCUAAACCCACCAGUCCCCACAGCCCCAUCUUUCUCCCCACAUUCCUACCCCCAAACAAAUUUCCACAGCAAACUCCCUGGGAAGGGGCUUUUAUACAUUAAAAAACAAAAGCUUUUAUUGGGAAAA